Messenger RNA from Pan troglodytes (chimpanzee), 5716 nucleotides. RefSeq names its product zinc finger protein 260 (gene ZNF260). The record is from RefSeq and is a predicted model, not a curated record. The coding region runs from base 1500 to 2738 and encodes 412 amino acids. The transcript is spliced from 3 exons. Lineage: Eukaryota; Metazoa; Chordata; Mammalia; Primates; Hominidae.
AGUCCUAACACAGGGACUCACGGGACACCCGCAGAGUCCUCCCCACAUCCGUACACAAGGUGUCACACACAAUCACAAUCACACACUGUGCUAGGACAUACAGUCACAAAAUCACAAUUUCACAACCGCCCUUCUCGGCCCGUUCCGCCUGAACAGACUUAAUACUCAGUCUCAACCUCCGCACCGGAUUCCAGACGCUUCACCUCCAACCUCCUCCUGAUCCUGUAGUCUCCGAGGCGACCCGCUCAGAGGCCAGCACCUGGGUCGCGUGCAGUUCUCCCCCGAGCCGCGGGAGUCGCGAGGGGAGGGGGGCCGAGGGCGCGGCGCCUUCUGGGAAAUGUAGUUCAGCGCCACGCCCGCGAUGAGCAAGAUGGCGCCCGGCUUGAGCCCAGCCAAAGGGAUUACCCUCAUUCCCGAACCGUGUCUGAGAGUCUCGUGGGGGUCCUGGCUUAGUAUCGCACCGUGGCUGUUACAUAAAGUCAGCACAGCGUGUUUAAGCUGAUGUUACACCACUACCCAAUCCCAGGGAUAGAGUAAACUAAGACUAAGGCCUUACACCCCUGCCCCGGCCAGGGAGACAGUCCCACAAGCUCUGGCGGAGGAAAAGUUCGCGCGAAAAGCUGACUCAAACCGCUGAACCUUCUGGGAAAUGUAGUCUACCCUCAAAAGAGUGGCACGGAGGAAGGGCCAAGAUCUCUCGAUUCCGUCCGGUUCUGAGCCGGGGCCUGGCCCAGCCCAGGAGACCUCUGGGAGCGCUGCCCGCGGAAGGAGUGCGCAGGCGCGGAAUCUCCGACUCGCCAUGGUCGUCUUUGUCUGCUGGCCUGCUUCCUUGUACAUCCACAGGAGCUGCAAAACCUCUUAGAGUUCUAAGGGCCCUCCCUGAAUUUUGGGAUGCUGCUUUGUUCCCCAACCAUAACAUCCAAGUCCAGUGUCAUUUUUCUGCUCACAAGUUUAAAGUCAGCACUUAAAAGAACAGCAACAGAUGAUUGAGAAAGAAAUGUAAAGAAGGUUCUCUUUGUGUGAGUAAGCAAGAACCUGAAGAAGCCUGGGAAGUUUAUAAACAGAUAAAGACGCAACAUGAAAGACUUGUAAGUUAAGUCUCAUCUUUCUCUGUGAAAAUACAGACUGAGGGAAAAUUUAGGAAACAAAGUAUUUCCUCUGAACAGUCAUUGAUUCUUCAAGACUACCCUUCUGUGUAUGGAACUCAGCUUAAAAGAAUUUGAAACAUAAUUUAUACACAAUUUAUACCUAAAUAUGAGAGAAGCUGUAUAAGAACCAUUAAGAAUAUAAAGAGAAUGUUACAUUUUAUCCCUUUUUGUAAUCAUCUCAUCUCAGGGUAAUCAAUGUGAGAAAAGUCUUCCAUCAUAAAUUUAACUUCAUUAGAUACCCAAGAAUUAAUAUUGAAAAUACACCAUAUGAAUUUAGUGAAUGUGGGAAAGCUUUCAUCCUUAUUACAUCUUAUUUGAUACUAGGGAAAUCUCCUGAUUAAAUUCACAUGCAUGAUAGGCAUGUUGGAAAGUCUUCAGCAUGAAUCAGAUCUCCUUCAGCAUGAUCAAAUUCAUACUGGAGAGAAACCUUAUGAAUGUAAUGAAUGUAGAAAAACCUUUAGCCUGAAGCAAAACCUUGUAGAGCAUAAGAAAAUGCAUACUGGAGAGAAAUCUCAUGAAUGCACUGAAUGUGGUAAAGUGUGCUCUCGAGUCUCAUCCCUUACUCUACACCUUAGAAGUCACACAGGAAAGAAGGCAUAUAAAUGUAAUAAAUGUGGAAAAGCCUUCAGCCAGAAGGAAAACUUCCUUUCUCAUCAGAAACAUCACACUGGAGAGAAACCUUAUGAAUGUGAAAAAGUUUCUAUUCAGAUGCCAACCAUCAUCAGACACCAGAAAAAUCAUACAGGAACCAAACCCUAUGCAUGUAAGGAAUGUGGCAAAGCCUUUAACGGCAAAGCAUAUCUCACUGAGCAUGAGAAAAUUCAUACUGGAGAAAAACCAUUUGAAUGUAAUCAGUGUGGAAGAGCCUUCAGCCAGAAGCAAUACCUCAUUAAACAUCAGAACAUCCAUACUGGAAAGAAGCCCUUUAAAUGUAGUGAGUGUGGAAAAGCUUUUAGCCAGAAGGAAAACCUCAUUAUACAUCAGAGAAUCCAUACUGGAGAGAAACCUUAUGAAUGUAAAGGGUGUGGGAAAGCUUUCAUUCAGAAGUCAAGCCUCAUUAGACACCAGAGAAGUCACACAGGAGAGAAACCUUAUACAUGUAAGGAAUGUGGGAAAGCCUUCAGUGGCAAGUCAAAUCUCACUGAGCAUGAGAAAAUUCAUAUUGGAGAGAAACCCUACAAAUGUAAUGAAUGUGGAACAAUCUUCAGGCAGAAGCAAUACCUCAUUAAACAUCACAAUAUUCAUACAGGAGAGAAACCCUAUGAAUGUAAUAAAUGUGGAAAAGCCUUCUCUCGAAUCACAUCACUUAUUGUACAUGUAAGAAUUCAUACAGGUGAUAAGCCUUAUGAGUGUAAGGUCUGUGGGAAAGCCUUCUGUCAAAGCUCAUCUCUUACUGUGCAUAUGAGAAGCCAUACAGGUGAGAAACCCUAUGGUUGUAAUGAAUGUGGGAAAGCCUUUUCUCAGUUCUCAACCCUUGCUCUGCACAUGAGAAUCCAUACUGGUGAAAAACCUUAUCAGUGUAGUGAAUGUGGGAAAGCUUUCAGCCAAAAGUCACAUCACAUUAGACACCAGAGAAUUCAUACUCAUUAAAGUUCUCUAUGAAUGCCUUGGAUUUAGCAAAACGUUCAGCAGAUUUUACACUUAAUAGUGUAUUGGAAAAUUCAUUUUACAUUAAAGUGACAUGAAUGUGGGAAGUGCUUCAGCAGCAAUUCAAAACUUAAAUACUAUGAUGUUUAAUAAGUAUUAUAGUAUAAAGAAAACCCAUACCCCCAAAACUCCCGCAACAAGCAUUAUGGAUGCUGUACUUCUAGGAGUAUACUCAUUAAAGUUAGGAUCUAGUCAUGGACGCUACUUAAUGUGUUCCUGGAAGGCCUACAGAUGCAUUAAGAAAUAGAUAUGAGACGUAUGAGGAUUUGAAAUUAAGAGACAAAAUUAUCAUUUUUGUGAUGUUUUGCUACAUAUAUGAAUUGUAAAACUAGAAUCAUCAAAAUUAUUUGUUGUUGAAGCCGUCAUAAAACUGAGACUGAGACAGAAUAUUGAAUUCAGAAAUGUGUGCAUGAAUAUAUGGGGAAUUGGUAAUUGAUAGAGGCGGUAUCCCAGAUUGGUGGGGAAAUCAUGGAUUACUUAAAAAUUAAUUGACUCUUCAUAUGGAAAACUAAUAUCUCCCAUCAUAAUAUAAAAUAUUUUUCUUAUGAAUUCUUAAAGUACUGAAGACUAAAAUGCAAAAAGCAAUACUUAAUAAUAUAACAGUUUUAUAAGAAGAUGUUUUUAAAACCUUAGGGCAGGAAAGAACUUCUAAAACAUUCCAGAAUACCCGGUAGUUCCACUCUUGAGUAUGGUAGUCCCCUAUUUUCUGCAAGAGAUGGACUCUAAGACCCCCAGUGGAUACCUGAAACCCAGAUAGGACCAAACUCUAUGUCUAUGUUUUUUUCUUAUAUAUACAUACCUAUGAUAAAAUUUAGUUUACAGAUUAGACACAGCAAGAGAUUUAAAACAAUAAUAAACAUAAUAUGGAACAAUUAUAACAAUAUACUGUAAUCAUAAAAGUUAUGUGAAUAUGAUCUUUCUCUCAGAAUACCUUAUUGUACUGUUCUCAACUAUUUAUGAACUGUGGUGAUCACAGGUAACUGAAACCAUGGAAAGCAAAGCUGUGGAUAAGGGGGAACUACUAUAUAUAUGCAUCUACCCAAGAAACAUGAACACAGGGAGUCAUGUACUGGUCUGUAGCUGUAUAGUUCAUUGCACCAUGAGUUAUAGUAGCCAGAAGUUGGGAAACAAAUGCUGUCUCUUGUGAAAUAGAUGAAUAAAAUGUGAUAUAGUAACAUAGUAGAGUACUCUCUAUAGCAGUUAAGUGACAAAUUAAGUCUAUAUAUUAACAGAAAUAUUUUUAAAAAUUUGAAGAAAAAUGAUGAACAUAUUGUAAUGAUGCUUCUAUGAAUUUGAAUAAAAUCAACACUAACCAGCCCUAGUACUAAGAAUUGGUUAUGGAUAAAUUAUGUAAAACUAAAGAAUGGAUUGAAAGCAUAUGUAUGUACUCAGUUCCCAAAAGUGGAGUGGUUACCUCUAGGAAGAAAGGAGGUGGAAGGGAAAUGUUACCAAGCAUGGUAGUUAAAGGAUACUUCAAUUUUGUAUCUAUUUCUUAUUAAAAAGAAAUAAACAUUCUAAGUAAACAUAACGAAAUAUUAAUUCUGGGUGGUGGUAAUAUUUGUGUUCAUUCUAUCAUUCGUGCUAUUUAUUUCCUUAAACUUCUGAAAGUUAAAAAGUCCAGAUAGGAGUGAGGAAGCUGUACAUGAAACAUAAUGGACUUACAUUCCUAGUCAGAUACUAAUAUUCUGUAGAAGAUAUUUCUAAAAUCAUAUCUUUAAAAUAUGAAAUAAUUUUAAAUUGGGGUGGCAACUUAAAUUCAAUUAAACUAACUCGUGUCACAAGAGUAAAUUUUACAUAAUCUGUACGUAGUUCUAAUCUGUAUAUAGUCUUGGAGGUUAUGAUUUGCCGCAGGUUGGUUGGAUCACAUACAUUUAAGGAUCAUAUUAUUAAAUAAUAUAUGCACAGACAUGGAGAGAAUUAGUUUUUACUAAAACAUUUAUCAGAAAUUUUAAUACUCUGCAUAACCAGUAUUAGCAUUAGAAAUUAGCCACUUUUAAAAUGAGAAAACUGUGUCACUCUUCAAUUUUUUUUAUAAGCCAUUGAGGAAAACAUUAACUCCUGGAUUUCAGCUUCACUUUUAACCUGCAGACUAAAUUUCUUUCUCAAUUAUGUCAGACACACCCAAGUCAAUCCCAACCCCCUUGUUACCUUGGGAAGACCGUGCUGAAAAAGGAGAUCUUCCACCUAAACAGUGUUCUCUUAUUUGAAGCAAAUCUUUUUGAGAAUUUGUUUACUUGAUUUCUUUCCACAAUAAACUGACAGAGAAAGCUACUAAUGAUUUUUUUUUUUUUGAGACGGAGUUUUGUUCUUGUUGCCCAGGCUGCAGUGCAAUGGCACAAUCUUGGCUCACUGCAACCUCUGCCUCACAGGUUCAAGUGGUUCUUCUGCCUCAGCCUCUUGAGUAGCUGGGAUUACAGGCAUGCGCCACCACGCCCGGCUAAUUUUGUAUUUUUAGUAGAGACGGAGUUGCACCAUGUUGGCCAGGCUGGUCUUGAAUUCCCGACCUCAGGUGAUCCACCCGCUUCGGCCUCCCAAAGUGCUGGGAUUACAGGUGUGAGCCACCAUGCCUGGCUAAUUUUGUAUUUUUAAUGGAGAUGGGGUUUCUCUAAAGGCUGGUCUUGAACUCCCGACCUCAGGUGAUCCGUCCACCUUGGCCUCCCGAAGUGCUGGGAUUACAGGCGUGAGCCACCGUGCCCGGCCUGAUGUUUUUGAAUGAUUAUGAAAAUGGGUAUAAAGCAUUAAAACCUUAGACUGAUUUUAAAUAUAUUAAUUUCUUUUAAACUCAAUAUAAUGUUAAUAUUACUAUAGCACUUAUUAGCAUUUCUGAAGUUUGGUCUUGAGAUAAGAUUGAAAAUGACAGUUGUUGAUUUUCUGAGGUAAUAUACCCAAAUAAAAUAUAUGUAUGUGUACAUGAAUCUAAA